This is a messenger RNA of Epinephelus fuscoguttatus (brown-marbled grouper), 1687 nucleotides long. It is a transcript of the gene eef1a1l3, whose product is annotated as Elongation factor 1-alpha-like. The record is from RefSeq and is a predicted model, not a curated record. Gene Ontology annotation, molecular function: translation elongation factor activity; GTP binding; GTPase activity. Lineage: Eukaryota; Metazoa; Chordata; Actinopteri; Perciformes; Serranidae. The transcript is spliced from 7 exons. Gene Ontology annotation, biological process: translational elongation; translation. The coding region runs from base 105 to 1478 and encodes 457 amino acids.
GCUGGCCACAUUCAUUUUACAGAAGAACCUGGAAGCUUGAACGUGGUCAUUUCAUCUCAGAAGCCUACAGUCAAAUUGUUUGGUUCGCAAACCCACCUUCAACCAUGGGAAAAGAGAAGACUCAUGUUAAUGUGGUGAUUAUCGGUCACGUUGACAGCGGCAAGUCGACCACCACCGGCCACCUCCUCUACAAGUGUGGUGGCAUCGACCAGAGGAGACUGGAGAAGUUUGAGAAAGCUGCAGCACAGAUGGGGAAGAGUUCCUUCAAAUUUGCCUGGGUGCUGGACAAGCUGAAAGCUGAGCGGGAGCGAGGGAUCACCAUUGACAUAUCUCUGCUGAAAUUCAACACUCAAAAAUACACCAUGACAAUAAUUGAUGCUCCUGGCCACCGUGACUUCAUCAAAAAUAUGAUAACAGGGACUUCACAGGCUGAUGUCGCCCUCCUGGUGGUCUCUGCAGCUAAAGGAGAAUAUGAGGCCGGUGUGUCUAGAAGUGGUCAGACCAGAGAGCACGCCCUGCUGGCCUACACUCUGGGUGUCAAGCAGAUCAUCGUCUGCGUGAACAAGAUGGACCUGACUGAACCGCCUUACAGCCAGAAACGCUUUGACGAAGUGGUGCGAGGUGUGAGCGGCUUCCUCAAGAAGAUUGGCUACGACCCCACGACUGUGCCUUUUGUUCCCAUCUCUGGCUGGACUGGGGAGAACAUGAUCACUGCAACUCAGAAGAUGCCCUGGUUCCAAGGCUGGAAAUCCAGACGAAAGGAGGGGAGUGCAAGUGGGAAAACUCUUCUAGAGGUCCUGGACUCCAUUCAACCACCAGUGCGCACCAUCAACAAGCCCCUUAGAUUACCUCUGCAAGAUGUCUACAAAAUUGGGGGAGUUGGGACUGUGCCAGUAGGUAAGAUUGAAACUGGCGUCCUCAAACCUGGCAUGACCCUCCUGUUCUCCCCCGCCAAGAUCACUGCUGAGGUGAAGUCCAUUGAGAUGCACCACCAGGGGCUGCAGGCCGCUUUGCCAGGACACAAUGUUGGCUUCAACAUUAAGAACGUGGCUGUCAAGAACCUGCGGCGUGGGGAUGUGGCUGGCAACGCUCAGCAGGAUCCUCCAUCAGAUGUCAGCAGCUUUGAAGCUCAGGUGAUCAUCUUGAACCAUCCUGGGAAGAUAAAAACAGGCUACUCUCCUGUCCUGGACUGCCACACCACCCAUGUGACCUGUCGCUUUGCCGAGCUGAAGGAGAAGCUUGACCGGCGCACGGGAAACAAAGUGGAGGACCACCCGCAGAUACUGAUGUCUGGAGAUGCUGCUACAGUCAAACUGGUUCCCAUCAAGCCCAUGUGUGUGGAGAGCUUCUUCACAUACCCUCCCUUAGGUCGCUUUGCAGCAAGAGACCUGAAGCAGACAGUCGCUGUGGGCGUCAUCAAGUCAGUGGAGAAGGACAAAGGGUCAAAACCUCUUCACAAAGCCCAAGUGUGUAAAUAAUUUGUUUUUGGUUACCAGUACAUUCUGGUAUGGAUGCUUUGGUGAACAGUUUUAUUUGGUAAAACGCAAUUUGUGUUGUGACACAAAGUAUUUAUGUUGUCUUAAAAGUGAUGUAUUCCUGUGUUAAUGUUAAAUCCAAAAGAAGUUGUAGAGUUGGAUGGUAUACUUUGGUUUAUGUGAAUUGUUGACACAACAAAAUAAAGAAUUAU